Acaulospora colombiana is the source of this 319-nucleotide messenger RNA. NCBI's taxonomy places the organism in Eukaryota, Fungi, Glomeromycota, Glomeromycetes, Diversisporales, Acaulosporaceae. The record is from the annotation of a GenBank genome assembly.
AUGGAGCAGAUUAUUCACCGUCUCAUUGUCCCGGAAAACAGACAUUUACUGCUGCGCUUGGUUCUUCUGGCGCCUUGCACAUACAACUCGUCAGAACAGUUGGUCUACGUUAAGCUAUCCAGUCUGAACAAGGCUGCUGCCGCGCAAGAGCGCGGGACUAGCGAAGGAGCCACAGAUCUUCGGAAAUUGAAUAAUGAACUGAACAGCAACAAAGACUGCGUCUACGCGAGCCGCCACUCCUCCUACGUUUUGCUAUACAACUCUCAAGCCUUUCUUGUGCCGAGGGUUAUGGAUUCUGAUUGUGUGUUGGUUGGAAACU